ACCCGCCGCCUCCGGACCAUGGACCCCCGCAAAGUGAGCAAGCUUCGAGCCUCCGUGAAAAUGUGCAAGCAGGACCCAAGCGUUCUGCACACCGAAGAAAUGGGCUUCCUGAAGGAGUGGGUGGUGAGCGUUGGGGGUAAAAUACCACCUGCUACUCCUAAAACUAAAUUGGAAAAAAAUACCAAGGAAGAAAAAACAGAUAGUAAGAAGGCGGAGGAAAACAUAAAGACAGAGGAACCAUCAAGUGAGGAAAGUGAUCUAGAAAUUGACAAUGAAGGUGUGAUUGAACCAGACACUGAUGCCCCUCAAGAAAUGGGAGAUGAAAAUGUAGAGAUAACUGAGGAGAUGACUGAUCAGGCAAAUGAUAAAAAAGUGGCUGCCACUGAUGCCCUAAAUGAUGGUGAACUACAGAAAGCCACUGACUUGUUCACAGAUGCCAUCAAGUUAAAUCCUCGUUUGGCCAUUCUGUACGCCAAGAGAGCAAGUGUCUUCCUCAAAUUACAGACGCCAAAUGCUGCCAUCCGAGACUGUGACAGAGAUACUGAAAUAGAUCCCGAUUCUGCUCAGCCAUACGAGUAGCAAAGGAAAGCACACAGACUUUUGGGCCAUUGGGAAGAAGCUGCCCAUGAUCUUGCCCUUGCCUGUAAGCUGGAUUAUGAUGAAGAUGCUAGUGCAAUGCCGAAAGAAGUUCAACCAAGGGCCCAGAAAAUUGCUGAACAUCGGAGAAAGUACGAGCGAAAACGUGAAGAGAGAGAGAUCAAAGAAAGAAUAGAAAGGGUCAAGAAGGCUCAGGAAGAACAUGCGAGAGCCCAGAAGGAGGAAGAAGCCAGACGACAGUCAGGGGCUCAGUAUGGCUCUUUUCCAGGUGGCUUUCCUGGCGUAAUGCCUGGUAAUUUUCCUGGAGGAAUGCCUGGAAUGGGAGGGGGCAUGCCUGGAAUGGCAGGAAUGCCUGGGCUCAGUGAAAUUCUUAGUGAUCCAGAGGUUCUUACAGCCAUGCAGGAUCCAGAAGUUAUGGUGGCCUUCCAGGAUGUGGCUCAGAACCCAGCAAGUAUGUCAAAACAUCAGAGCAACCCAAAGGUUAUGAAUCUCAUCAGUAAAUUGUCGGCCAAAUUUGGAGGUCAAGCAUAAUGCCCUUCUGACAAAUAAAGCCCCUGCUGAAGGAAACGCAACUUAGAUCACCUAAUGGAUGUCGCAAUACAAACCAGUGUACCUCUGACUUUGUCAUGAAGAAAGCGGGGGUGCUAUGAAGAUAAACCCUACCCCUCUGCCCCAGAUGCAGCUGAAACAUUUUACAGUGGUUUGCCAUUAGGGUAUUCA
Lagenorhynchus albirostris (white-beaked dolphin) is the source of this 1317-nucleotide messenger RNA. Its product is annotated as hsc70-interacting protein-like. Lineage: Eukaryota; Metazoa; Chordata; Mammalia; Artiodactyla; Delphinidae. Bases 19 to 579 code for a protein of 186 amino acids. The record is from RefSeq and is a predicted model, not a curated record. The transcript is spliced from 2 exons. Gene Ontology annotation, molecular function: protein dimerization activity; Hsp70 protein binding.